AUGAGUGAUUUUCCAAGUCAGCAUCAUAAGCAAUUGUUGAAGGAGUCACGCGUGGACAGUGAUAGCAACCGACCGAUCAAGAGAAGAAAGAGGGCGCUGCCAGAGGUCGCUAGUAGGGCAUUUGACACCGGAAUGAGUAAUGCUUUUCAAGAAUCGGAUAAUUCAACCGAUUUUGAAGACGUAGAUUUGGAUGGAGCACAUCAAGAAGGUUGGGAAUCUGAUAAUUCUGAUGAUUUCGAGAAGGUCUCUUUCGAUAUCGACGAUAUUCCAAGCGGUUCGAAUUUGCAACCUAAUCUGGAGUCUGAUCAGGUAAUGACCUUUAAAUUGGAUACAACACAAAGAGAGACACAAAGUAAAAGAAAGGUACAAUUCAUAAGCAAAGAGGAACGAACACGACGUGUAUUGAUCCACAAAAUAUACAUCGUAUUAAUGCUAAUACAUGUUGCUAUUAGGAAUUCAUGGUGUAGCAAUAAAUCAAUAUCGAAGUCACUAAAACAGGCGUGUGUAACUCGACAGAUUACACAAUUGCUUAAUGAUGAUAGUGGUAAGGACAAUGUCAAAUCAAGAAGAUUGCUAGACGGAAUAAGAAAGUUGAUGGAGAUUUACGCAAGCAAGUUUAGAAUUACCUCCCAGGGGUUGUUGAGGAAAACUUGGAAUGAGUUGAGCAUAGUGCAAGAUUCCGAUGUGGUCACAAGGAAGAAAUUUGCGAUGAUGGUUACAAAUUUUCGAGGAAGUCGAGAUAUUGCUGCACAAGGUUUUGCUACGCUUUUACGAGGGUUGGGGUUGAAUGCGAGGUUAGUUGUAUCUUUGCAACCCCCUGACUUUACAAUUAUUACGGAAAAUAUAUCAUCUAAGAGGAUACAAAAGGCAAAGGAGAAAACAACAGAUCCAUCGGAGAUCAUCAGCACUAGACUCCACAAAAGCAAAACCAACUUUGAAGAUUCCGACUAUCCGGUAUUUUGGGUUGAAGUGUGGGAUAAAUUUGCAAAACAUUGGAUUAGCGUUGAUCCGAUUGUGAAGAAAAGAAUUGAAAUUUGCUCCAAACGGAGGCCAAGCCCAUUUGAGCCACCAUCAAGCGACGAGAGAAAUCAGUUGCUUUAUGUGGUGGCUUUCGACAAGUAUGGUAGAGUUAGAGAUGUGACGCGACGCUACUCAAUCAACUACAAUGCUCGUGUUAUCAGGAAAAGGAUUGAGUUUAAAUCAGACGAGGAGAAGGAAUGGUAUGAGUCAGUGUUGAAGUCAUGCCAGGAAACCCAAUCACGGAGUGUAACCGACAUUUUGGAAGCAAAGGAAUUUCACGAACGAGAUUUGGCUGAAGGGAUGCCCAACAACAUCCAAGCAUUCAAAAAUCACCCUUUAUAUGCACUAGAGUCACAACUUCGACAAAAUGAGGAAAUAUACCCAAAAGACGAUACCAGUGUUUGUGGAACUUUUAGGCCGAAGAAUGCGUUAGGAAAGUUACUACCAGUUUAUCGCAGAUCUUGUGUGCAGAAGCUCAAAUCUGCCAGGGCGUGGUACAUGAAAGGUAGAGUGUUGAAAAUUAGUGUAUCUUCAUUAAAAUCAAAGCAAAAGUCAGGAAACGACGAAGGAGAAGAAGAUACUCGUUUAUACGCGGAGUUCCAAACCAAACUCUACAUUCCACCUAAAAUCGAAAACGGAAAAGUUCCAAAGAAUCAGUAUGGCAAUAUUGAUGUCUACACCGAUACCAUGAUUCCUGAAAACGGGGUUUUGAUAAAAAUUGGUGGACCGAGAACCAUAAAGAUGUUACAAAAGGCUGCAACUUUACUAGGGAUAGACUAUGCUAAAGCAAUUACCUCAUUCGAUUUCACGCAAAAAGGAAAAGGCAUGCCCAUUGCAAAGGAAGGAGGAAUUGUAAUUCACAAAGAUAACAGGGAUGCUCUAGAGCUCACUUUGGAUCAUAUGAUUCAAGAAGAUGAGGAGGAAAGGAGAGUCAUGGAUGAAAUGAAUGCGUUACAGAAUUGGAAGUACUUUUUAUUGAAGUUGAGAUUGAAGCAGCGGUUGAAUAGGACACACGGGAUUGUGAAGGAUGAAAAUUUGACACAAGAACACUUCAUGGAUGAUAAUACUAAUCGAAGUGUUCUUGACUCGGGACACAACGUUGCAGACGGGUCUGACGACGAUUUUGGUGGCGGGUUUAUUGUGUCGGAUACGGAAGUUGGAGAACUAAUACAAGACGAAGGAAGUAAUUCAGCCCCUGGGUUUGGCGACACUGAAGUGACAACUGAGCAUCGAUCCAAAAAUAAUCCUGCGUACAAAGAGUUGAGUGAUAGCGACGUUGAAGACGAGGAUGCUGACGUGUUACCUACAAAGAGUCGAAGACGUGUUGAAUACUCCAGCUGCAGCUCGGGCUCUGAAUUCAAAGCCGAUGAUGACGAUGAAAGUUUAGAAUUUGAGUAUGAAAGUGACUAA
This is a messenger RNA of Lodderomyces parapsilosis, 2430 nucleotides long. RefSeq lists its product as uncharacterized. Gene Ontology annotation, biological process: nucleotide-excision repair; mismatch repair. Gene Ontology annotation, cellular component: cytoplasm; XPC complex; nucleus. Gene Ontology annotation, molecular function: single-stranded DNA binding; damaged DNA binding. NCBI's taxonomy places the organism in Eukaryota, Fungi, Ascomycota, Pichiomycetes, Serinales, Debaryomycetaceae. Bases 1 to 2430 code for a protein of 809 amino acids. The record is from RefSeq and is a predicted model, not a curated record. The transcript has a single exon.